Molecule: messenger RNA, 729 nt
Organism: Verruconis gallopava
Lineage: Eukaryota; Fungi; Ascomycota; Dothideomycetes; Venturiales; Sympoventuriaceae
Exons: 2
Coding region: 1-729 (242 amino acids)
Molecular function (GO): protein binding
Source: RefSeq, a predicted model, not a curated record
AUGGGAACAUUUGGCGAGAAAUUUGAGGACCCAAGUAGAUACCGCCAAAUGCACAGCACGAUCGCAAAAACAUGGUACAUCUCAUUUGAUCAGAUUCAAAAGGAAGACCCACUUGCCGCGGAGUACCUCUCUUUUAUGGCAUGUAUAGAUCGAAGUAAUAUCCCGCAGUCACUAUUGCCUCUAACAGGGUCUUUACUGCAGCAAAUUAAAGCGAUUGGGACGCUGAAAGGAUACGCAUUUAUCACAGAGCGGCAGCGGGCUCUACCUGGGUUAGGUGGUGAGGCAUAUUUUGAUAUGCACCGGCUGGUCUAUAUUAUGUUAGCGAGGUGGCUGGAGGACCAUGGUGAAAAGAAGGGCUGGGUAGUUAAAGCAGCAGAGAGGCUCGAGGAGGUUUUGCCGUACGGUGGACACGACGAGAAGAAGACCUGGUCAAUGUACCUUCCGCACGCAAUCUACUUGGCCACUUUAGAGAUUGCGGUGGAUGAGGCGACAAGAGCGUCGCUUUUUGAGCGGAUCGGAUAUUGCCAAUCGACGCUGGGCCAGUACUCGGAGGCAGGGGCGAUGCAUCGCCAAGCGCUGGUGUUGAGGGAGAGAAGUAUGGGCAAUGAGGAUGUUUUGACGCUGAAGAGCAAGAACAACUUCGCCGUAGCACUAGGCAAUCAAGGCAAGUACGCGGAGGCGGAAUCGAUGCUCAGGCAGACGCUGAUGACGCGUGAGAAGACACGCUGA